AUGGAGGAGAAAAAUGGUUUACAAACUGAAAAUGCAAGCAACUUGAAGGACUGGUUAUGUUCUUGGUUUGAUAAAAUAUUAGCUCAUCAUAUUGAGGAAAAUGAAUUCUGCAAGAUUUCCAUAGUGGCCUGGUGUAUCUGGAAUGUCAGGUCAGUUCUAGGGAGCAAAAUGCAUCUACUUAACAUGCGCGUGGAGUCCAGAUGUUAUAUAUCUCAGCUCCUAACUUCUGCGGGCAUCAAUAUAGCUGCAUGUGCGGUUCUCCUGUCACUGUAUUCUAUAUUGAGAAAACAACGUGGAAUCACUGGUGUUUACUCUUCGCGAAGGCUUAUUCAAGAGCAUCUCAAACGUAGUGACCCUUUUUGGUUCGAGAGAUUUGUUCCUUACCCAAGGUGGGUAGCAACGGCAUGGUCUACAUCUGAAAAAGAAAUUUUGGCUGUCAGUGGCUUAGAUACUGUUGCUUUCCUUAUACCACUUGUUUUCAGUUGUAUUCGUUUCUCCACAAUCUUUCAAACAGAUGGGAGCUGCUUAUCUGAACAAACCACAAGUUCAGGCUCUGUCUCACCCACAAGGGAGGAUACUUUAAAAUGGUGGGCUAGAAACAGGUAUCUCUUCCUCUUGAUAAGAUCUGGUGUGAAUUUUCUUGCUGAUGGUGGAGACACGGAUGGGGGAGGAGCUUCAGCAAGGUUGGAUGCUGUCCAGGUGGCUAGGGGAAAACAUAAUGGCAUUGGCCUGACUGUUUUGGCAACAGAUUGCUCAAGAUUGCUACACUCAAUCCAGGUUCCAGUUUCUGAUAUUGGAUCCCACUUUGGUAUGCUACUUGGAAUCAGUUGGAGGAAGAAGAAUUAAAGAUCUGGAGCCUAAGGUGUUUAAGGCCGUGCUUCACUUUAUUUACAAAAAACCUCUUAUUGAAAAUGACAAGCUAGUCCCAUGUUUCUGAUAAUUUAGCCGGGAAGAUAUUAGCUGCUGCAGAUAAGCACUGUUUGGUGAGACUCAGACUAAUGUGUCAGUCUUACUUGUACAAAGAGAUAGCCAUUGAUCAAGCUGCAACUACUCUGGUGUUCGCCGACAAUUAUCGUGGCACUGAGCUGAAAGCUGUCUGUCUAAAAUUUGCAGCUGCAAGCCUUGCAGGUACACCAUUUAAAUUUCCAUGCGGCUGGUGCAUAUAAUAAUAUGAGUAUGUCCUGAUGUGUGAAUUUGUAGCUAUGUGCCUUCUUCUAUUUGUAAAGUACAACCUUCGGCUAUAGCUUUCCCUUGGCCCCUCUGUUAGUUCAUUGUUUAGCUUGUUCGCCUUGGAUUAGAUUCUACUUAUAAGGAGGCAUGUUGUGUGCUUUAUUUGACGUUA
Messenger RNA from Papaver somniferum (opium poppy), 1342 nucleotides. RefSeq lists its product as uncharacterized. The record is from RefSeq and is a predicted model, not a curated record. NCBI's taxonomy places the organism in Eukaryota, Viridiplantae, Streptophyta, Magnoliopsida, Ranunculales, Papaveraceae. Gene Ontology annotation, molecular function: calcium-activated cation channel activity. The coding region runs from base 1 to 846 and encodes 281 amino acids. The transcript is spliced from 7 exons. Gene Ontology annotation, cellular component: plasma membrane.